UGCCAGUGAGUAAUAUUGACUGUGUGAGUAGUGCAGUGGAGUUAUGUUUACUAUGUGAGUGUUGCUUUUGAGUAUUAUUGACUAUGUGAGUGUUGCUUUUGAGUAAUGUUAAAUGUGUUAGAAGUGUAAUGUGAGUAAUCUUGACUAUAUAAGUGGUGCUCUGUGGGUAAUUUUGACUGUGUGAGUGGUGCAGUGGAGUAAUGUUGACUUUGUGAGUGCUUUUGAGUAAUGUUGACUAUGUGGGUGGUACUGUGGAGUAAUGUUGAAUGUGUGGGUAGUGUUAUGUGAGUAAUGUUGACAAUGUGAGGGGUGCUAUGGAGCAAUGUUGACUAUGUGAGUGGUGCUAUGGAGUAAUGUUGACUAUGCGAGUGUUGCUUUUUAGUAUUGUUUCUAUGUGAGUGGUACUGUGAAGUAAUAUUGAAAGUGUGAGUAGUGUUAUGUGAGUAAUGUUGACUAUGUUAGUGGUGAUCCGUGAGUAAUGUUGCCUUUGUGAGUGGUGCAGAGGAGUGAUGUUGACUAUGUGAGUGUUUCUGUGGAAUAAUGUUGAAUAUGUAGGUGGUGCUUUUGAGUAAUGUUGAAUGUUUGAGUGUUGUUAUGUGAGUAAUGUUGACUAUGUGAGUGGUUCUUUUUAAGUGAGUGAUGUAGUGGAGUAAUGUUGACUAUUUGAGUGGUGCUGUGGAGUAAUGUUGACUAUGUGAGUGUUGUUAUGUGAGUAAUGUUGACUAUGUGAGUACCGUUAUGUGAGUAAUGUUGACUAUAUAAGUGGUGCAGUGAAACAAUGUUAACUACUAGUAUGUUAUUGAUGUUGUGGAUUAAUGUUGACUACGUGAGUGGUGCUAUGGAGUUAUGUUGACUAUGUGAGUGGUGCUGUGGAGUAAUUGUAAUCUUGUGCCUAAACGUUUUAUACCAGUCCUUGCCGGAGGGGUUACAAUAUAGACAACAUUACACAAACAAUGAAAAAUACCGGAAAUAGCAUUAUAAUACUAAAUACAAUCAAAAUUUAAAUAUUGCCAAUAGCUUGUUAAAAGGAUUCACGCCAAUUCAACCUGUUUCCUUUAAGAAAAAAAAUCUUGCGUAUAGCUGAAAUAAUGGUAAAAAACAAAAUCAAAAUCAUUAUUAGCAUUCGUUGUUUUUCACAGAUUAUAUCAUGCACAUGCUCUAGGUCUUAAGCCUUCAUGUAUUAUACUGUGACGUCUACUUUAAUGCCGCAUCAGACGAAAUCAUUUUUUUGAAAAUCGAUGUUUCAUCACAUUAUAAACCAUCUUUUAAAUAUAGAAAGCGGAAUUGGAUGCAUAAAACAGUAAAAAAAACAAAAAAACAAAAAAACGUGAUCACGUGAAACGAGAUUUGACGUCGUGAUUUCCACAUGACGCUGACGUCGUUUCUACGCGACAUUGUCAUUUACGCCACAGCAAUAGCAAAGCGAAUUUAUUCACUUAGCAGUUUUCAGCGAUAUUUAACGAUUAUCGACAGUUAUGGAGGAAGUUUUUAUACCGAAAAUAUCUAUGCUGACCCAAGAUGGAGGAAUAUUUUCCAGUCUUAACAGUUUAUCUGUAUUUACCGGAUACGUUCCCAUUACAGUUCCGAUUUUCCAGGCAGUGAAAGUUAAGCAAGAAAACAGACUAACCACUUUCCUGCGAACAUUGAGAAACUCUGUUCUGAAAUAUUCUAGACAAGAUUAUGAUAUCAUUAGUACUGAUGAAGAUUUUGAUACACUGUUUUCCUCUGAGACACACCUAGUUUUAAAAGAACGCAAAAGAACGCUGGUACACUUCAUUAAGAAACAUGAAACAGCCCUGCUUGCAUUGAGAGAAGCUAGAAUGAAUUGUUGGAAGUCAAAGGCAAAACUGCAAAAGUAUGAGUUGAUUUUAGAGACACGGAGAUCUUCGUUACGUUACAACCAGAACGAGGCUAAAGUAAGAGAGGCAGCAAUUGAGGAUAUGGAAUUGGUACAUAAUAAAUGGAUGGUCAAGCACGAGAAAGACCAUAUUGCUUUUGAGAAAAAGUUCUUAGCUGAGAUAAGUUUGCGAGAGAAAAUUCAAAAGAUGUCAAACGACCUUGAACUUGAUGUAGUUGAGAUGCUUACUGAUACAAUCAGAACUUUGAUGAACAAAAACAGACAAAAUCUGAGUGAUACAGAAGUAAACAAACUUGCCACACAAGUAUACAAACAAACAUGCCGUACAUACAAGUUUAGACAUGCAUCGAACAUACCAUGUGAGAAAGAAUGGAUUGAGAAGCCUGAAUAUGUUAACACCAGAAUUAACAAACAAGAUAUUAAGCCAAAGAUCAAGACACCAAGUUUGGAAAUGGACUGAAAAGCUCCUUCGUUUUUUCCCAUUUGACAUCAUUGUUUUUCAUUUCAAAUGGGUUUUUAUUUGUUAUUUUUCCCAUUUCAUAUGGGGUUUUUAUUUGUUAUUUUUUCCCCAUUUGAAAUGGGUAUUUUUUACGAAUCAAAGAAGAAAAU
Messenger RNA from Ruditapes philippinarum (Manila clam), 2467 nucleotides. RefSeq lists its product as uncharacterized. The record is from RefSeq and is a predicted model, not a curated record. The transcript has 10 exons. NCBI's taxonomy places the organism in Eukaryota, Metazoa, Mollusca, Bivalvia, Venerida, Veneridae. The coding region runs from base 1476 to 2318 and encodes 280 amino acids.